ACCUUUCCUGACAUCGUUGCAGAAACUGCAUACGUCACUAUCAGAGCGUGGAUACUUUCUUCAUCAGAUAUCGUCAACACAAAUAACUUUGGGUAUGUCAAAGGUGACGAUAUGCCUGGAGCAGGAGUGAUAUCUAUGACAAACGCAAUUGACCUGGACUUUCACAUAGUCAAUGUUGAGAUCAGGGACAAAACAGUUAGCAGUGGGAAGGUAUUUUACGGAGCUGGAUCUGCCAAUAUGGGAUAUUCAGGGGAGCCUUACGGGGGCGUGGUUUUUUGGUUACACAAUAUCAGAUGUUCUUUUAUGGACACCCAGCAAUAGUGUGACUGGGGGAAAUCUUAUCUACAUUGGUGGUUUGUGGGGAGAUGGUACAGAGAAUAUGCAGAUCAACAAUGUUCAUAUAACAGUCAAAGUAAUAAAGGCUGGGUUUACAGAAUGCCCAUUGCCUCAAGAUAUUCCGAAUACAAUCAAAAUGUAUAAUGGGCUGAUGGCCGGAAAUAAGACUUUAUAUGCUUGUGUACCUGGAUACACCAGUAAUGGAGAUUCAGUUGAGAGUUUGUGUAAUGGAACAUCAUGGUCCGAUACUAGUUUAUCAUGUCUAGCAGCUUCAACUUCAGCAGCAACAGACUGCGCAUGUGCCAUGUCUUCAACUGCUCAAUUACAAUCAACCGGAACACCAGAUACAAAAAGUAUCAAAGAAUUCGAUACCAUCAUAUCAGAACUCAAAGUGUCCAAAGCUAACACAAGCUCUUUUAAAAGAAGGUUAACCUGUGCGUAUGAUCCACGUGAGAGUUCUAAGGCUAUAGGUAGCUCUUGAAUCUCUAUUAUUUGUAUUGUAUUUUGUCUCAUUUUUAUUUCCGA
Saccostrea cuccullata (small rock oyster) is the source of this 861-nucleotide messenger RNA. RefSeq lists its product as uncharacterized. The record is from RefSeq and is a predicted model, not a curated record. NCBI's taxonomy places the organism in Eukaryota, Metazoa, Mollusca, Bivalvia, Ostreida, Ostreidae. The transcript is spliced from 4 exons. The coding region runs from base 173 to 817 and encodes 214 amino acids.